AUAAAAUCCUGCCAUAUUACAAUUUAGCUUAAUUUUAUUUGAAUAGCUAUUUUUUAAAUAAUGCCAAAAAGUCCAGUAUUCGGAACGGAGUGCUUACUGGGUGACCCGACGUUGGAAAAGGAAUUCAGGCGGUUAAAAAAACGAGACUUGACAGAGACGUACCUAUUCCAACUGGCAUGUGGUUCUUUGGGACAACAGAAUUGCAGUGGUGGUGACUUGAGGAAGCCUAUGAUGGAUAAGAUAAAAACAUCAACUCGUCCACAGCCGAAACAACUUGACGCUCAACCUGCUAUACCUGCAUCUGCCCGCAGAGGCGCUGCUGAGUCCUCGCGUCUCCCUGGAGGCAAACCCGCGGAACACCCGGACUGGAUCCGGGACAGGAAAGCGUUCAGAGAAGCGCUUGAAAGGAUGGGAGACCUGCGCAGAUGGCUCCACAAUAAACCCAUUCUUACCGACUCGGAGGUUCUCGUUAUGGAACGAGACAGACAAGCUCAGCGGAUGUCAUCAGUCCCUCCAGAAACAAGCAUUGCUCCAUCAGCACCAGAUGCUGUCACUUCUCCGAGCGAGCUUAGACAUGAAGUUGAAGAAGUGAACAGCUUUCUGUGCAUGUGCGAACCCUGCAACCUCUCCAAACUCUUGGACUGGAACGAGACUGGUCAAUUAAAGCGUGUAGACCUCUGUAAUCAAUUUAAGAAGGAAGGCUUCUUCAUACAACCUGAGCGGUUGAAUGUGCUGAUGUCUUCUUUGAAUACUAAAGAUGGAAACUCAGUAACUGUGGAAGACCUGGCUGCUGGUAUUCAGGCCUGGAGCAGAAAGCAUCAGGAAAAUGAAGAGCAGCAAUCAAACCCAGGUUAUUGGAAUGCAGACUGUGAGAAAAGGAUUGGGUCAAGACAUUAUCUUCCAAUACGUGGAGGGGAGAAAGAUGACCAGAAGGGCAUGCAGGAUGUGGAGGUGUUAGCGAUCAUGCGGAGAGUUCUGGCAGCCACCAAGACCUCCUGCCCUUCUUCUCUGAGUGGACCUAUGUGCAGAGAAGUGGAUCAUUUCAGGAGACUUUGUUUCAGAGAAUAUCUGAAAUCACUGGAGCAAUGCCAACGACAAGCGCUUAAUGUGAGCCAGGCCACACUACAGAAAGUCCUGUUGCACCCUGGUGACAUGAGCAUGUCAAGCAUCUUUAAAUUGGGAGGGAAAGGUCACUUCGGGACACCCAAAACUCAUCAAGCUGAAGGUGAUGCACAUAAGGGCCACAAAGAGAUGAAGAAGCAGCCUGUUUGCUGGGCGGACCCUAAUGCUUUCUGGCCUGGAAGGGAAGAUAAUGUGCGCUUGUUCCUGCCUGUAAUGACAUGCUCUCCUGCAAUGGUUUUAUUUCAGCGUAUCGAAACUACUGUUUUGCCAAGUCCUGGCCACUGGCCUGUAAAUCAUUUAGGAUACUCAACCUCUGGAGACAUAGAAGCUCGCAAAACGUACACCCUCUAGAAUAACUUGUACCAUAUUGAAUGUCUGUAUUAAAUAGGACAUUGUUGUUCUGACUUUCUAAAAAGCAAAUUUCUACCAUUAGUUUGCAUGCACAAGCAUUGAAGUAAUAGGUGUGUUUUAGAGGUUUUGUCACUCAACAUAUUCUAUCUAAUCUGUGACAGAUUAAACUAAAACAGUCAUGUUUGAUUUAAUAAAUAUAUUAU
This is a messenger RNA of Carassius carassius (crucian carp), 1676 nucleotides long. It is a transcript of the gene efcab12, whose product is annotated as EF-hand calcium-binding domain-containing protein 12. The record is from RefSeq and is a predicted model, not a curated record. NCBI's taxonomy places the organism in Eukaryota, Metazoa, Chordata, Actinopteri, Cypriniformes, Cyprinidae. The transcript has 7 exons. The coding region runs from base 61 to 1473 and encodes 470 amino acids.